Messenger RNA from Botrytis sinoallii, 1506 nucleotides. RefSeq lists its product as uncharacterized. Lineage: Eukaryota; Fungi; Ascomycota; Leotiomycetes; Helotiales; Sclerotiniaceae. Bases 1 to 1506 code for a protein of 501 amino acids. The record is from RefSeq and is a predicted model, not a curated record. The transcript has 12 exons.
AUGCCUCCUCCUCCUCCUCCGUGUUGGCGACCGCAUAUACCUCGUACUGAGCUUGCGGACAUAUACGGCCAUCUCGCCGAGCCAGAAAUUCAAGGUGUUAUACCAUUGAAGAGCGGCCUCACGCCAAGGCUUUCCUUGGCAGAUUUACCGCUGGCGGAGUUGGAGAGGUUAGAUGUCUUGGCACCACUUUACCAUAUCUAUGAAGACGAAACUGCAAUUAACCCAAAUACGGACAUUACCAUCCAUCCUGUAAUGCAAAGAAAAAAGUGGAAUUACCCCUUGCCAAAACAAUUGGCUGACUUCCCUUUGGGAGGAGACUUGGAUGGGUACUGGAAUGCUUGUACAGACGACAUCGUGUGGGAGGUCAUACUUCCAUCCAUUCGAAUAGCAAGCUUGUAUAUCUCACAUGCCGAUUUGUGGCCAUGGUUUGAUGGUCUGCUUGCCGCCGAGUGGACUGACAUUCCACAGUCGGAGGUCCCCUUUACAUUGAUGACACCACGUUCAGGCUGGAAACGAUUCAAUACUAGAGAUCCUCUAGUGUAUGGAACUGAAGCAGGUAGAAGAAACGUCCGAGACAGAAUAUUGAGCCAUUCUAAGAAUAUAUAUUUCCGCCUAACAAGCUCUUAUACCGAUCCAGCAAACGGUGUUCUAGCAGUAGAUCACAAAUUUGGAAGUAUUGCUGGACAAACGUUAACCAGCUCAAUAAGCAACAUUUCUAUUGUAAACAUUGAUUUCCAUGCCCUCGCAGCUUUGCUUCCUGGAACUGUGGAAAAGUUGAAUACUGCAGAAAUACGUAUGGUCCAGGGAGAAGUUGCAAAGACCAUCAUACAUGAGCUUGGUCAUGCCCUUUUUCAGCAAACAUACAAAACCUAUUUGCCCAACCAUAACGGCAAUGAGAUAUAUUUUCAUCAGGAAGUAAUUUCGGAAAUGUAUUUGCGGACUACACGAUCUCUUCGUGAUGCACCAGAUGAUGCGUUGCUCGAUUUGGAGGGAGGAGUUGUGUUCAAUGAUAUAAACAACGCCGGCACUCACGGUAAUGAAGGGAACCCAGUCCUACUCAAAAAACCACCGGACUUUUAUACAGCUAUAUAUUGGCCUGUUUCUAUUACCUGGUAUAUGGAUAUGGGAAGUAAAAGCAGAUUUGAAUCCUUUGUUAUGAAAUAUGGAACACAAACUGUGAAAUAUAAAAAGGUCAUAGGUACAAAGGUUGAUCUCAAGGAAGAUGGUACGAGAUUCAGUAGUAUGAGGGAUCCGUUCAUCGAGUUUGAGGGCAUACCAAACAACGGUCAACAUACCAGGUUAAGGUCGGACACAUUGAAUACUUCAGAGCCCCCUCGCAAACGACAGAGGGUCCCAACUGCCCCAGCCGCCGUUGUGCGAAGGGCUCGUACUUUCGAGGGCCAAGGCGCACCCAGGCAACAAAACCACAAAUUGACACGCUUGCUGAAUUCAGAGAUCAAGAUCUACCGCCAUGUCCUCGGUUCGACGAGAUUAGCGCGUAUUUGA